AUGUCGUACGGCACAAUCAAGACCCCGACUCCGGCAUCAAAUACUCCGGAAGCCUCCCCCCUUCUUGCCGCCAAUGGGAACCCUGCGGCGUCCGAUGACGCCUUAUCAGGCCCUGAGACAAGCCAACAGGAGUCUCAGAAUGAUAACAACCUGUGGGUAACUCUCAAGUCGAUCUACAACAACAACAUUGGGCUUUUCCUCGUCUUUUUGGCACAAAUGUUUGGGUCUAUUAUGACCAUGACAACGCGAUUGUUGGAAACAGGCUUUGAAACAAAGUAUCAUGCCUUGCAAGUCAUCUUCGUGCGCAUGCUUGCCACUGCAGUCGCCGGAUCUCUAGGCAUGUGGUACAAGAAAGUUCCUGGCUUCCCCUUUGGCCCACGGGAGGUCAGGGGAUUGUUGGCUUUACGAGGCUUUGCCGGAACUGCCGGGUUGAUUGGCCUAUACUAUUCGCUAUCGUACCUGGCCAUCUCUGACGCAACCGUCAUCACUUUCCUUGUCCCUACAAUGACGGCAUUCAUCUCUUGGGUCGCGUUACAUGAACCCUUCACUGUCAAGGAAGCUGCUGCCGGCUUCAUCGCCUUCACAGGCGUGCUCUUCGUCGCCCGGCCAGCCUUCUUAUUUCCCGAAGGCCCCAAUGCAUCGGCAUUGUCUGCUGGUGUAGAAUUCAUGGUUCCCGGUGUAACCGUUCAAGGGGGCAUCCUUCCACCGCCAGAGGUGACGCCCACUGAGCGUGCAAUCGCCAUCAUGUGCUCCAUCUUUGGUUCUUUUGCAGCGGCAACAGCAUACAGCACAAUCCGCGCGAUUGGGAAGCGAGCGCACUCUCUCGUGAGCGUCAACUACUUUGCCACUCUGGCGACUGUUAGCUCGUUCCUCAUCAUCAUGAUCCAUCCUAAUCUCCAAUUCGAGAUCCCCAAAAGCACCAUCGAGUGGGUUCUCCUCCUUUCCAUCGGAGUCUCGGGUUUCUUGCUUCAGGUCCUUUUGACAGAAGGGCUGCAGAGGGAAAAGGCUGGCAGAGCCACAAAUCUCAUCUACGUUCAAAUGGUCUUUGCACUCAUCAUUGAGCGCGUCGUCUGGGGAACCACACCUCCCGUAACGAGCUUUGUCGGCAGUGCCCUGAUCAUUGGGGCUGCCAUUUGGGUAACGUUACAGAAUAAAGCGCCUGUGGAGCAAACGAGGCUACUAGACGAAGAAAGGAGACCCUGA
Molecule: messenger RNA, 1203 nt
Organism: Fusarium falciforme
Lineage: Eukaryota; Fungi; Ascomycota; Sordariomycetes; Hypocreales; Nectriaceae
Exons: 6
Coding region: 1-1203 (400 amino acids)
Cellular component (GO): membrane
Source: RefSeq, a predicted model, not a curated record